This is a messenger RNA of Yamadazyma jaroonii, 777 nucleotides long. The record is from the annotation of a GenBank genome assembly. NCBI's taxonomy places the organism in Eukaryota, Fungi, Ascomycota, Pichiomycetes, Serinales, Debaryomycetaceae.
AUGUUCGAUUUAUUUUCAUUGAAAGGCAAGACCGCCUUAUUAACAGGUGGUACUAAUGGAAUUGGGUUAGGUAUGGCUCAAGGUCUUGUAGGAGCAGAUUUAGAUCAUUUGAUUUUGACUUAUAGAUCAGAAGGUCCUUUACAGAAGACCAUUGAUAUUCUUAAACAAAUCAAUCCUAACGUUAAAAUUGAUGGAGUUUAUGCUGAUUUCUUGAAAGGUACAGAAGAAGAGUUAGUAGAGUCAAUUUAUACUCAAGCUUUAGAAAAAGCUGGGAAAAUCGAUAUUUUGAUCAAUAAUGCUGGUAUUAACUACAGAAGAGCUUUCAAAACCUACCCCCAGAAUGAGUUUGAUGAAGUCAUGAGAGUCAAUUUGAAUAUUCCGGUGAAACUUACACAAAAAGUGGUCAAUCAUAUGGAUGAUAAUGGAAUUAAAGGAAGUAUUAUCUUCACAGGCUCAUUAUGUUCAUUCCAAGGAGGUAUAGAUUCUUCAGCGUAUGCCAUUACCAAAGGAGGGAUCAAGUUAUUCACUGCAUCAGUUUCUAAUGAGUUCAGUAAGAAAGGUAUCAGAGUCAAUUGUAUUGCUCCAGGGUAUAUUUCCACCAAUAUGACCGAAGUAUUCGAUCCUGAAUUCUCUGAUGGUCUUAUCAACAGAAUUCCCAUGGGGAGAUGGGGGAAUGAAAAGGAUUUCCAAGGUCCUGCAGUAUUCCUUGCAUCUGACGCCUCAGGUUAUAUUACAGGAGAAACCUUAGUUGUAGAUGGAGGAUGGAUGAAUUUUUAG